GUGAGAAACUGCCUUUGCAGUAGAAGUUAGCUGGGAAUGGGAAGGCUAGCUGAUAAGGGUUGGUAAGAACUGGUCUUUGAACCAAAUUGAUAGGAAAGUGUUACAAACAACGGACACAGGGAGGACAGGGAGGCCUGAUAAAACAAGGCAGAGAACAUCAUUAAAAAACAUCUUGAGUUGGGUGAGAAAUAAGGCUUCCUAAGAAAACUAGAAGGUGGCUCCACUAUAGGUGGAGCGAUGAUCUCACUCCCGGGAGGGGUGAUAUGGUUGCUCAUCUUUGGGUAUAAGAUGUAAUGUGUUUGUAUUGUCUGCACAUUUUGGCUUUCGGGCGCCAUUUAGUCACAUUGGAACUAAUAAAGGCGGCUUUUCUUCCUUCGAGCCGAACCUGUGGCUGAAGUUUGGUUUUUCAUCUGAGAGAACAGAUUAAAUUAAAACAAAAACUUUGAUUUAACUUUAAUUAAUUACUAACGUUUUUCCACAUCGUAGGGAACUUCGGAGCGAAGGACGGGGAGCUCUUUGGUCCCGACAAUACCAAAAUACAUUAUACUCAAUUUCCUUCAAAUAACCAAUUAGUUGGUCACCCAUCUCAAUUGUAGCUAACUAGUCUGUGAAGAACAUCAGUAGCUAGUUAGUUAGCUGACACCAGCAGCAGGCCAAAUGAGAACAUCUUCUGACACCUGGAAAUCAGCUUAAUGUACCUACAGUGUACAGUUAAUAUCCAUGUUUGACUAUUUUUCCUAUGAAUACUCACACUAGCCAUUAUCAGGUGGAUAUCUUAACCCUAACAAUAUAUGUGAAGCUUUAAGUUGGGUUACUACCUGAUCAGGAUUUCCCUGGAUUGUCCAGGUUUUGCUUGCCUGUCCAGGAAACUUUAACCUCCAUUCCUGGAUAUAAAUGGUCAUCCAAGCAUUUUCAUACAUUAGUAUUUUUUUUAAAGUUUAAACUUCUUCGUUUUAGAGGCUUUUUCACUCAUGUUUAAGAAGAUUGUCCACAAGGGGGAGCUACUAACCUUUCUACUAUUUUCCAUGUGCGUUCAGGCCAGCAGGAUGUCCUAUGGGGUACUGCAUGCUGGUGCUUUGCCUCAGUGACACUUUAUGUCCUUCUUAUCCAGUUAAAACAUUUGUAUUCAAUGGUUUCUAACAUGUUUAGGCUGGACUUCAACAUGAUAACUGAGAUUAGUUUCUGAAUCUGAACUGAACUCAGAGAACUGAACUUGAGAACAGCUAAAGUAAAAAAAAUCAAGCCACUGGCUGAGCGUCCAGGAGUUCCACAGGCUGAGGUGGCAUCAUCUGAAGUUGGCUGGACCAUCACUUUGGAUUAAGACCUUUCAUAAUGCGGUUGUGAAACCAGUUGUGUAAUAAUUAUCCUGUGUUAAAAGUCAGAGGGCUGUUUAAACCGGGAACAAAGCUGCCUACAAGUUUUGCAUUAGAGCAACUAUCUUAUAACCAGGUGUGGCUAAACUAACAUUGGCUCAUCUUUACAAACGCAGCCUAAACAGAUGGAAGGUUCAUAUAAACUGGUUCACUAUGUCUUUUCCCCUGGGCAACAUCCACCGUGACAGCAGAUGUUGGCAUGGUUAUGUUUAUUAUAUACACAAAAUGAGAUUAUCAUCAGUUGUCAGUCUAUGCAGAACAUGUUCCAGUGAGCCCUUUGCAAACGGAGGACCAGAGCAUGGCAUAGAAGCCUCGUUCAGACACAAAGCGGAGUCUUCAUGAUGAGGAAAGGAAAAAGGAAACGUUUCCAUCAAACUUAGCAAUGUGAACCAGCCUGAUGGAAGGCUAGUAUCCUAAUAUCAACUCUCAAAUGACAGAAUAUUUGACUGUAAAUGGUGUGCAGGACCUUAAACUGCUCAUUUUAGCGAUUUUAUUUCAACUUUUGGGGCAGAAGCACAGCUCAGACAUCCUGAAUCAAUUCACUGUCAUUGAACAACAUGCAAAACAUUGUAGCCUAGCUUCUUUUAUGACUUUGCAUAUAAGAUAACCAGUUUAACGGUAUGAGAUUAUAACCCAAAUAUCAUGGAAGGUUCAGCUGAGCUGCAGGAAAAGCGCUGUAGAGUUUUCCCGCUGAUGGAGGAUGAAGUACGGUUAGUAAUGUUGUUUAUAUGUAUUGUUAACUGAGGCUCGUGCUUUUCUGUUGCAGUGUUUAUUCAGCUAAAGAAUUGUGGGAUAUUGAGACACUGCUGCUCUCUUGAGUCUUGCGUCCUUGUCUGAGUUGAUCUCUGCUGGGUCUCUUAAGCUACGGGGUUUCUGGUUCUGUUUUCCAGAACUUUCCUACUUUCCACAACAGCUUUUGCUUACAGAGGGUUAAGUUAAAAAAACAAAAAAAAACAACUGAAUGUAAUUUGACCAGGGGCACCCAAACUUUUGCACACCACCGUACAAGCAUUUUUCAGCAUUGCUAAUGCUUAAGAAGAGUACCAACCUAGUUUGAUUUUCUUUAUGGUCCUUUUACAGUCCUUUUUUUAGAAUUAAAAAACUUUUUGUAAACAAAUAAUGCUGGCAAACAAAAUCUCAGGCAUCAGGCAGCAACUUCUUAACCUUUUAAUGUAGUAACUUUCUAAGGAGCAGCUUUAAGGCUGGCUUGACAUGGUGAAACAAUCGCGCAACUUUGUGUUUUGAAGCAAUACGACGUUGCAUGCAUGAGAGUGCUGCACCAGUCAGCCAAAUUAGCACCUCAAACUUUAGUACACUCAUUUUCCAUCAUCCAAUAAACCACCCUAUUUCAUUCUCUUUAUUUGUUGACUCAGUGGAAUCCAUCAUUUGAAACGAUGUUGUUUGACAUGAUCACACGAUGCAUUAUCAACAUUUUGAUGGGCUGUCUCCUGAAGUUGAGACGCAAUGUUGUGGCUGAGUUUCAAAUGCUGUUUGCCCUUAGUGUUCCUGCUGCUGAUACAGAAAGUGUCCUUGCAGGAUGUUCAAGCCUUUGUAGGAGACACCGUCAUCUUACCGUGUUCAAACAGUCAUGAGGCCCUGCUGGGUAAAGUCAGUGUGUUCUGGAGAUUUGGAGACAACAUCACUAUGUACGACAUCACGGACAGCAGCGUGAAUUUUGAUGAGCAGGCCACAUCCUACAAAAACAGAGUGGACAGUUUUCCAGCUGAGUGGACAAAGGGAAACUUCUCCAUCAAACUCCGCGAUGUGAGGAAGAGUGAUGGAGGAACGUACACCUGCUUCCUUCCUAACGUCAACGCCAAAAACAAAGUACAGCUGACUGUCAAAGAUCGUCCAGUCACACCAACAGACAGUAACUCAAGAAACGGCGACGUCAGAAGAAGACCAGACCGACUUUCACUUCUCUUUGCGUUUCUGCUGGGAUGCUCUCUGCUGUGCGCUUAAGCUCGACAGACGAAUCUGCGCUAACGAAAGUACAAUCCUUCACAUCCGCUCUGUUUCACAGAGAAACAUGGUGUUCAGGGUUAGGGCCACUGUUAAUAAAAAUAAAAAAGUAUUUCAGGGGGGAAAAAGUCAUGAUACUUGGAGAAAAAGUCAAGAUAUUUCAGGAAAAAAGUCAUUUUGAGAACAGAAUGAGGAGCGAAGUGAUUGAUAUUUGUGUUUGUAGACAUACAUCACUAGAUAUUUACUCCUGAUCAGAGCAAGUCCAGUAGUUCGGUAAACAUUAACCCUUUAAGGUCAAACAAAAACUCGGCUACACUGCGUUUAUUUGAUAUGUAAAGAACAUUCGCCAACAAACCCAAACAAUUCAGAGAUUUUGGUUUAGUCUGUCUCACAAAUGACAUCUUUCAGCAACUGACCGCCUGAAUUGGAAUCUGAUUAAUACAUUAGAAAUGCUGUAUUGUUACUGUUAAAUUAUUUAUUACAAGCGCUUGUUGAUCCAAACUGCUCCGAAUGAACAAUCCAACAUUAAAAGAAGCCCCGGGCAUCUUUUAUACCGUGAUAGGAAACACAGCAGCUCACGGAAAGCUCAGAUUCGGUGUGCAGAUAUUUUGGAAACGUAUAUAUUUUGAAUCAUUAGUGAAGAAUAUGUCGGCCCUCAGGUGUUUUAAUCUGGCUCUCUUUUAAAUAAGUUUGGACGGCCUUGAUGCAAAGGAAACAAGGGCUAGUAAACGGGCUGGACACUCUGAGGUGGACUGAGUGAUUACUCUGCCGCCCUGGUUGAGCCGAAGCUGCACUCGUAUCUCUGGGGAAAUGUAAGAGGGUGUAGUGUCCUUGGUAGAUUAGCUCGUCUGGAAGGUUUCAGAGGGUGUGAGAAUGAUAAUGUUGGCAGGCUUUACACAUCAACAUCGCUGCACAACGCAGAGGAAACCGGCACUUCAACACUGUUAGAAUAGAAUAGCAGGACCCCCAUGGACCCUCACAGAGCAGGUACUGUUUGGCUGGUGGAUCACUCUCAGCACUGCAGUAACACUGACGUGGUGGUGGUGUGUUAGUGUGUGUUGUGCUGGUACGAGUGGAUCAGACACAGCAGUGCUGCUGGAGUUUUUAACUCCACUCACUGUCCACUCUAUCAGACUCUCCUACCUUGUCAUCUGUUUCUCUGAUACUUUACUCUUCAAUGGCCAUGAUGCUCACGCAACCACCUGUGUUGCACUGGUACGAGUGGAUCAGACAGUUUUUUAAACACUGUGUCCACUCACUGUCCACGCAGUGCUGCUAGGUGAAGGUGUCUAUUAGAGUGGACAGUGUUUAAAAACUCCAGCAGCACUGCUGUGUCUGAUCCACUCGCACCAGC
This is a messenger RNA of Pygocentrus nattereri (red-bellied piranha), 4689 nucleotides long. RefSeq names its product CD276 antigen-like. The coding region runs from base 2838 to 3335 and encodes 165 amino acids. Gene Ontology annotation, biological process: negative regulation of T cell proliferation; positive regulation of T cell proliferation; T cell costimulation. The transcript is spliced from 4 exons. The record is from RefSeq and is a predicted model, not a curated record. NCBI's taxonomy places the organism in Eukaryota, Metazoa, Chordata, Actinopteri, Characiformes, Serrasalmidae. Gene Ontology annotation, cellular component: external side of plasma membrane.